AUACAUUAUUAUCACUCACAGUCAAUUUUUAAAUAAAGCGUAUAUGCAUUGUCAUUGACAUUAAGAAAAAUUUUUUAUACGACUUAUAGCAAGAGUUUGAUACACUUGAUACACGUUUAAAUGACUGUUGCGCACGUUGCGCAAGAAUGAUUAAUUCUCUCUGACGCAAUAAUCGUCCAUGCUUUUAAUGCCAAUGAAGUGUUUUUGCUCUUCUCCCCUCUUCGUUUCUGCCUUGAUAAGAUGCGCACUGGCGAUUGUACGCAUCUGUAUUUAUUACGUUCUACGUCUCGUCCGAAACCAGUCGUCUAUUCAUUAUCACGACAUCAUAAUGGAGUUAUCUCAGAUAUUUUCGUCGCCAUUUGCGCUAUUAUUGAAUACUUUACUUUUAAUCGGCAUUGUGAAGAUUGUGCCUUACGUGAAUCUUGCGUAUUUUUACUGGAAGAAGAAAGGCAUUCCUUACCUGCCAGAUUCAUGGUCGUCUUUUAUAGCCGGUUGGAAACUGUUCACGGGUCACAUGAGCAUUGUUGAUUACAGUAAUUAUAUGUACAAUUACUUUUCGGACGCUAAGUAUGUUGGAAUAUCGGAAUUUGCCACGCCUGUUCUACUUUUGCGCGAUCCCGAAUUGAUAAAGGACAUCACGGUGAAAGAUUUUGAACAUUUUCCGGAUCAUCGCAGUUUCGUUGACGAAGAAGUGGAACCACUAUUUGCUAAGAACAUUUUUUCCCUGCGCGGCGACCGCUGGAAAGAAAUGAGAAACACAUUGAGCCCUUGUUUCACCGCCAGCAAGAUGAAAUUUAUGUUCGAGCUGAUAUCGAAAUGUUCGUCCGACUUCGUCAGUUAUCUGGUGGAGCAUCCGGAAAUUUGUCUUGCCAUAGAAACGAAGCAGGCCUUUCGACGAUACACCAACGACGUGAUUGCUACGGCGGCUUUUGGCAUAAAUGUGAAUUCGAUGAAGGAGCAAAACAAUGAAUUCUAUACAAGAGGUGCGGAGGCCACCACAUUUUCCAGUGGAUUUCUGGUUAUGCUCAAGUUCAUGUUCUUACGUUUCUUCCCGCGACUUGGUAGUUUGAUUGGUUUGUCUUUUUUCCCAUCGGCCACGUCAAAAUUCUUCAAAAAGGUUGUCGGAGAAACGAUCGAAACUCGAGAAAAACACGGUAUCAUCAGACCGGAUAUGAUUCACUUAUUAAUGCAGGCUCGCGACAAGGAAAGUUCUCGCAAGAUGACAUUGGAUGAUAUUGUUUCACAAGCUUUUAUCUUUUUCUUUGCCGGUUUCGAAUCAUCCGCGACGCUCAUGUGUUUCGUCGCUCACGAGCUAGCUGUUAAUCGUGAUAUCCAAGAUCGUCUGCGUGAGGAAGUGGAGCAGCAUCUUAGUGAAGAAAACGACACGAUUUCUUACGAAUCACUGUCGAAAAUGGUUUACAUGGACAUGGUGGUCUCUGAGGCUCUUAGAAAGUAUCCACCGGCACCUACCCUUGACAGGCUUUGCGUCAAGGAUUAUGAAUUACCGCCGUCACAACCAGGUUACAAGAGCGUAACCGUCAAAUCGAAUGAGGUGAUAAUGAUACCUGUUUAUGGCUUGCAUCACGAUCCAAAGUACUUUCCGAAUCCACAAAAGUUCGAUCCCGAACGGUUUAGCGACGAAAAUAAGGACAACAUUUUUCCGUACACUUACUUGCCAUUCGGACAUGGGCCUAGAAAAUGUAUCGGUAAUCGGUUCGCUCUCAUGGAAACAAAGCUUUUGAUAGCUCAUCUCUUACGAAAAUUUAUUCUCAAGACCACGGAGAAGACUGUUGAACCUGUCGUGUUUGAUAAGAAAGAGUUUGCGUUGAAACCUGUGGGCGGAUUUUGGAUCAGUUUAGAGAAGAGAAAGACGUAAAAAACUGGAAUGUUAUACGAUAUAUCUGUAUUCAGAUGAUUUUUUGUUAUUAUACUUUUAUUUUUGCAUAUGUCACACGUAUGUGUGAAUCAUUAUUUUUAGAACUGAUAAACGUCUAUAAGAUUUAUUAUCAUCAAUUCAAACGUCAAGUGGUUAAUAUUAUUCUAUUCCGCAUUAUAUUAUUGAGUUGGUAAUGAUUAGUGAGAAGACUAAAUAUUAUAAAAAUAUUAUAAAAAGAUGAAUGUCGUGACUUGUAAAAACUCAACUUGAUUAUAUGAAUCGUUGUUUAAAAACUUAAAUAACUUUUAUUUGUUGCUAAAGAGCAACGAAUAAAGGGAGAGAUAGUAAAUACGUUUAUUGUGCAUAUUGUUAUACAAUAAUUGUUGUAUAUAAAAAAGAAUAUGUUUAUUAUUGAA
Linepithema humile (Argentine ant) is the source of this 2292-nucleotide messenger RNA. Its product is annotated as cytochrome P450 9e2-like. Gene Ontology annotation, molecular function: oxidoreductase activity, acting on paired donors, with incorporation or reduction of molecular oxygen; monooxygenase activity; heme binding. NCBI's taxonomy places the organism in Eukaryota, Metazoa, Arthropoda, Insecta, Hymenoptera, Formicidae. The record is from RefSeq and is a predicted model, not a curated record.